Molecule: messenger RNA, 1887 nt
Organism: Camellia sinensis
Lineage: Eukaryota; Viridiplantae; Streptophyta; Magnoliopsida; Ericales; Theaceae
Product: hydroxymethylglutaryl-CoA lyase, mitochondrial
Biological process (GO): L-leucine catabolic process; ketone body biosynthetic process
Cellular component (GO): mitochondrion
Molecular function (GO): hydroxymethylglutaryl-CoA lyase activity
Source: RefSeq, a predicted model, not a curated record
AAUAAUACCUACAUAUAAACGUAUACAUAGACAAAUACGUAUAGCUGACUCUACCAAACAAGGCUUGUGAAGGGCUCUCCGCCACGUUUUGUUACCUUCUCUUCCUACUCUUACCCACCACCCAAACACCCCUCCAUAUUUUGGAAGCCACGCAAAAAUUUCAAAAAAAAUAAAAAAUUCUAGGGUUUCUGCUUUCCCUUCUCCGAAACCCUAUUCCUCUCCAGGAAUUCAGUUUCUCUCACUGCAUCCACUUCCACAAUGUCGAGCUUGGAAGAGCCACUAGGUCUGGACAAAUUGCCAAGCCUGAGCACCAUUGAUCAGUUUAGUAGGUUUUCAUCUAGUGCUUGCAGGUCCAGAGGAGAUGACAUGGGAAUGGGAAAUUGCUGGAUUGAAGGGAGAAACUGCAGCUCAUCCAACAGCUGUGAUGAAGACUUUGAAGAGUAUGCAAGAGAAUCAUUCGCAUGGAGAAGACGAAAGAGUUGUGACAUAUCCAAUCGAAGGACUUCAAGCCUAGGCAGGAAUCAUGUGGUGUAUGGAACUCUGUGUGAUUCACGGUAUUUUCCUGACCAUCCGUAUAGCUCCUACUGCAGUGACAAUGGCAUGAGGGACAUAACAAACAAGCAAUUUUUUAAAGGUAUACCAAAGUAUGUGAAGAUAGUCGAAGUUGGUCCAAGGGAUGGGUUACAAAAUGAGAAGAAUGUUGUACCUACGUCUGUGAAGGUAGAACUGAUACGUAGGCUAGUUUCUUCUGGAUUGUCAGUUGUUGAGGCCACAAGUUUUGUCUCGCCAAAAUGGGUACCUCAACUUGCGGAUGCGAAGGAUGUAAUGGAAGCAGUUAGAAAUGUGGAGGGUGCAAGAUUGCCUGUUUUGACACCUAAUUUAAAAGGUUUUGAAGCAGCUGUUGCAGCUGGGGCAAAGGAAGUAGCUAUCUUUGCAUCAGCUUCUGAAUCGUUUUCAAAGUCGAACAUUAAUUGUAGCAUUGAGGAGAGUCUUGCUCGUUAUCGCGCAGUUGCUCAGGCUGCUAAAAAGCUAUCAAUUCCUGUUCGGGGGUAUGUCUCAUGCGUGGUUGGGUGCCCAGUGGAAGGAGCUAUUUCUCCUUCAAAAGUGGCACACGUGGCAAAAGAACUUCACGAUAUGGGCUGCUUUGAAAUCUCCCUUGGUGAUACCAUAGGAGUUGGAACACCUGGUAAUGUUCUUCCAUUGCUCGAAGCUGUAAUGGCUGUCGUUCCUGUUGAGAAGCUUGCAGUCCACUUCCAUGAUACUUAUGGCCAGUCCCUUCCCAAUAUUUUAGUGUCCCUCCAAAUGGGGAUUAGCACAGUCGACUCCUCUAUUGCGGGCCUAGGAGGGUGUCCAUAUGCCAAGGGAGCUUCAGGGAAUGUUGCAACAGAGGAUGUUGUGUACAUGCUUCAUGGGCUUGGUGUGAAAACCAAUGUUGAUAUAUGGAAGCUCUUACAGGCUGGGGAGUUCAUUAGCAAGUAUCUGGGCCGCCCAUCAGGUUCCAAGACUGCCAUUGCCUUGAGCCGAGUUUCAACAACUGAUGCCUCUAAGAUAUAAAAAUUGCACUUAUAUACUCUUAUAUAUCAAUUGGACCAAUAAUCAUGGAAAAAGGGAAAUAUUUAAUUCUUGUAUGAUUAUCUGUACGCAGCUUCAUAUAUAUAGAAAUAUAAGAACUGUGACCUGCUGUUCCAGUAAUAAUAAUUGUUGUGGAAACUAAAUAUUCUUUGUGUUUAGAUCUCAGUCCUUUUUGAGGGAAAGCUGAUACAUGAAGUUGAAAAGGAAAAUAUAUUGUGUUUAAGUACAUAGAUUAUAGAAGAAUAUGAUGUUGAAUUGGGUUGAGUUUAGGUGGACAAUCAGUGGAAGAGAAGAAUGAAAAUGCCAUAAAAUUGA